CCGCUGGAGAAGACCCCCCCUACGUGUCCUGAGUGUGACAAGAGCUUCAAGCGCCAGACAGCAUUGGAAGUCCAUGUGCGGAGUCACACGGGUGAGCGGCCCUUCGUCUGCACUGACUGCGGGAAGCGCUUUGGCCACAAGCAUCACCUGCUGAGACACCGGCACGUGCACACUGGUGAGAAGCCCUUCACCUGCAGCCACUGCGGCCACCGUUUCAGUGAGAAGCGCUAUCUGGUCAUCCACCAGCGCAUCCACACUGGGGAGCGACCCUUCGCCUGCAGCCACUGCCCCAAGGCCUUCAGGGACAACAGUACCCUCACUGCCCACCAGCACGUCCACACUGGGGAGCGACCCUUCGCCUGCCAGCAGUGCCCCAAGGCCUUCAGGGACAAGAGGACCCUCACAGCUCACCAGCGUGUCCACACCAGUGAGCGCCCCUUCGCCUGCACCCACUGCCCCAAGACCUUCAGGGACAGCAGUAGACUCAGUGCCCACCAGCGCAUCCACACCGGGGAGCGACCCUUCACCUGUGCGCAGUGUCCCAAGACCUUCAGGGACAAGAAGACCCUCACCAUCCACCAGCGUGUCCACAUCAGUGAGCGCCCGUUUGCCUGCGCCCACUGCCCCAAGGCCUUCAGGGAUGAGAAGACCCUCACUGCCCACCAGCUUAUGCACACCGAGGAGCGACCCUUCAUGUGCACCCACUGCCCCAAGGCCUUCAGGGAUGAGAAGACCCUCACCAUCCACCAGCAGGUCCACACCAGUGAGCACCCUUUCACCUGCACCCAGUGCCCCAAGGCCUUCGGGGAAAGCAGUACCCUCGCUAUUAACCAUGGCAUGCACACUGAGGAGCUCUGCUUUGCCUGUGCCUACUGCCCUAAGACCUUCAGGGACAGCAGUAGCCUCACUGCCCACCAGGACAUCCACACCAGGGAGCGCCCCUUUGCCUGCCAGCAGUGCCCCAAGGCCUUCAGGGACAAGAAGAACCUCACUGCCCACCUGCGCAUCCAUACUGGGGAGCGCCCCUUUGCCUGCCAGCAGUGCCCCAAAGCUUUCAGGGACAAGAAGACCCUCAUAGCCCACCAGCGCAUCCACACCGGGGAGCGACCCUUUGCUUGCGUCCACUGCCCCAAGGCCUUCAUGUACAAGAAGACCCUUAUAGCCCACCAGCGCAUCCACACUGGGGAGCGCCCCUUCGCCUGUGCCCACUGUCCCAAGGCCUUCAGGGACAGCAGUACCCUCACCAUCCACCAGCGCAUCCAUACCGGGGAGCGCCCCUUUGCCUGCUCCCAGUGUCCCAAGGCCUUCAGGGACAAGAAGACCCUCAUGGCCCACCAGCGCAUCCACACCGGGGAGCGACCCUUCUCCUGCCCACAGUGCCCCAAGGCCUUCAUGUACAAAAAGACCUUCGCUGCCCACCAGCACAUCCACACUGGGGAGCGCCCCUUUGCCUGCCCACAGUGCCCCAAGGCCUUCAGGGACAGCAGUACCCUCACUGUCCACCAGCGCAUCCACACUGGUGAGAAGCCCUUCAAGUGUGGUGAGUGCGGCAAGACCUGCAGCCAGAAACAGAACUUGAUGAGCCACCAGCGGUUGCACCAGAGCUCAUCAGCAGUGCCAGAGAGCAGCCAGUGCGAGACAGGGGGUCCAUCCCUGGUUGAGAAGCAGGCAGAGGACAAACCCUUCCAGUGCGGCUACUGUGAGAAGCGGUUUCGGGAUGAGGGGAUCAUGCUGGCUCACCAGCGCACCCACAGCACCCCCAGCCUGUGGCCACCUCUGCAGCCUGGCACCACCUGA
Molecule: messenger RNA, 1797 nt
Organism: Balearica regulorum gibbericeps (East African grey crowned-crane)
Lineage: Eukaryota; Metazoa; Chordata; Aves; Gruiformes; Gruidae
Source: RefSeq, a predicted model, not a curated record